This is a messenger RNA of Parnassius apollo (apollo), 411 nucleotides long. The record is from the annotation of a GenBank genome assembly. Lineage: Eukaryota; Metazoa; Arthropoda; Insecta; Lepidoptera; Papilionidae.
AUGAUGUGCUUCUUAGAUCCCCAAACUGCUUUACAUGCUGAAUUUACAAGUUUGUUUAAUGUUACCUCAAAAUUUCCAAACAUUGUUUCCGAAAGUGACAUUCAACUAAUCGACAAUGAAUUCAGGGAACUUAAACUUAAUAUGGAGGUCGCAAACUUAUUAUGCAGUACUAGCAGCAGAGAGGCUGUUACUAAUGUUGAAGAGUUUUGGGCGUCAAGUGCACUGUACGAACAAAAAAUAGCUGAAGAUGAAGAAUUUAAUUUCGCAAUGGAUAACCUAAUGGGUGACGAAUGGAAUCAAAUUUGGGAGGCUCUCUGGGAUAAUGAGACUAUCCUUGAAGAAGCUAAGAUUGACAAUGGAAUCUUAAUCCGCCAGGUUGUUCUGAAAUUGAAACAUAGCAGUCGACUAUAA